This is a messenger RNA of Eptesicus fuscus (big brown bat), 717 nucleotides long. RefSeq names its product protein FRG2-like-2. The record is from RefSeq and is a predicted model, not a curated record. The transcript has a single exon. NCBI's taxonomy places the organism in Eukaryota, Metazoa, Chordata, Mammalia, Chiroptera, Vespertilionidae. The coding region runs from base 1 to 717 and encodes 238 amino acids.
AUGGAUUCAGGAACGGAAAGCCAAGAUCUCCACAGCUCCUCCAUCCGAAGCCCCACUGACCAGCCUCCCCUCCAAAAGAAUUCCUUAGAAGAAAGAAGCUCAGAUGUGGAGGAGAAACCACUGGAAGAAAAAGGCAAGACUUCUUCCCAGUCUACAGAGACCAGCACCCAAAGAGGAGAAGCAGGGAGCUGCUCCAGUCAGGAGAGCUCCAGGAAGAGGAAAAGAGGCUCCAGGGACAGCCCCUGCGAUAGGGCAGAGCCCUCCCUGGGAGAGGACUGCAGGGUGACUGUUAAAAAGAGAGGACAGAGCCCUGAUGCCAGCCACAGCAGCUGCAGCCAAGAGCCUGGGGACCCGUGCCCCAGCAGAGCCCAGAGGAAGCGCCCCGGGCACAGGAAGCAGCCCAGACCCAGGCCCCGGGAAGCCCAGCCACCUCUGCUGCGGAAAAGCCUGGUGACUUCCCUGCGCACCAUGUCUGAGGCCACUUACCACACCAUCGUCCAGAUGCAGAACCAGCAGGCUGCUGCCCCGCUGAGCUGGGACCACUAUGCCCUGCUUGCCCAGCUGCGGGGGCAUUUGCACGCCCAGGUGCAGACCAUCUAUGCCCUGGCCACCCAGGCCGCCUAUGUCUUUCCAGCUGAGGAAUGGCUCGUCCCAGUCCCUCUGUCGGGUCCCUCGGGUCCAGAGGGAGAUGGAGGAGAAGCCCAGAGCCCUUCCUAG